Molecule: messenger RNA, 2876 nt
Organism: Oncorhynchus keta (chum salmon)
Lineage: Eukaryota; Metazoa; Chordata; Actinopteri; Salmoniformes; Salmonidae
Product: plastin-1
Exons: 18
Coding region: 561-2453 (630 amino acids)
Biological process (GO): actin filament network formation; actin filament bundle assembly
Cellular component (GO): actin filament bundle; actin filament; cytoplasm
Molecular function (GO): actin filament binding; calcium ion binding
Source: RefSeq, a predicted model, not a curated record
AUGGAGAGCAGAGCUGAGGAAGAGAGGGAGUUCUGAAGGUCUGUUUUAGAGGUAGACAGACUAAUUAGACAGACUAAUGAGGUUGGUGUGUGUCGAGACCACGUAUAGAGACAACGUAUAGAGGUUUGUGUUAUUUGGUUCAGGGACAGUGUGGGACUUGUGUGUUUCUGAAGAGAGGAGAGGGGAGGCCGGAUCCCUGUUAUCCUGCAGGUCGGAUCCUAAACCUCUCAGCAGGCUGGCUGGAGUCUCUGGAGGACCACGCCCAUCCCAGAGUUCAAUGGGCCGAAGGUCUCUUGUCCUCCGCUGCUUCGGUCAAGACAGCGAGCGAGAAGACACCUGACCACCUCUAAACCUCUACCAAGCUUCUCCAGCCCUGUCUGAUCCUCUCUUCACGCGCAGCUGAACAACUCCUAGCCCCUGUUAGGCCUGUCGGCAGACCCGCUCUACCCAGCCAGGAGUGACUGAACGCUGGGGAGCAGAGAGACCUUGGCCCCUCUCGUCCAGAACAGAACCAAAUAGACACAGGCUUUUAUGAAGGUAAUCUAGAUAGACUGUCCAGUAUGGCGAAAAAUGUGACCCAGAUUUCACGAGAGGACCUGGAGGAGCUCCGGGAGGCUUUCAACAGGAUCGAUACUGACAACAGUGGUUUUGUCAGUGACUUUGAGCUGCAGGAGCUGUUCAGAGAGGCUAGUUUCUCCAUGCCAGGCUACAGAGUCAGAGACAUAGUGGAGAUCUUCGUAGCAGGAGACACCAACAAGGACGGGAAGAUCAGCUUUGAAGAGUUCGUCUCGAUCUACCAGGAGCUGAAGAGUAAGGAGCUCAGUGAGACGUUCAAGAAAACCAUCGCCAGGAGAGAAGGGAUACAAUCCUUUGGAGGAUUGUCAGGAAUCUCCAGCGAGGGAACACAGCACUCCUACUCAGAUGAGGAGAAGGUGGCAUUUGUGAACUGGAUCAACAAGUCUCUGGCUAAAGAUGAAGACUGUAAACACCUUCUACCCAUGAACCCUGACGGAGACAGUCUCUUCAAAUCAGUAAAAGAUGGGAUCCUGCUCUGUAAAAUGAUCAACCUCUCCCAGUCUGACACCAUCGAUGAGAGAGUCAUCAACACCAAGAAACAAACCACCUUUACCAUGACCGAGAACCUGAUGCUGGCGAUAAACUCUGCAUUGUCUAUCGGCUGUACCGUGGUCAACAUCGACGCCCCUGACCUGAUGGCUGGGAAACCCCACCUGGUGCUGGGGCUGCUUUGGCAGAUUAUCAAGAUAGGACUGUUUGCUGACAUAGAGAUCAGCAGCAACGAGGCUCUUAUUAACCUGCUGUUUGAGGGGGAGGAGUUAGAACACCUGAUGUCAUUGUCUCCUGAAGAACUGUUGCUACGCUGGGUCAACCAUCACCUAGGCAACGCUGGGGCCCAACCAAUCAGCAACUUCAGCCAAGACAUCAAGGAUUCCAGAGCGUAUUUCACCCUGUUGGACCAGAUCUCACCUAAAGGAGAGGACAUAGACGAGAUGGCCAUCCACAUCGAUAUGACCGGCAUCAAUGAGCGUGACGACGAACGCAGGGCAGAGAUGAUGCUUCGCCAGGCAGCCCGUCUGGACUGCAGACAGUUUGUGUCUCCUAUGGAUGUGGUGUCUGGCAACAGCAAGCUGAACCUGGCCUUCGUAGCCAACCUCUUCAACACACACCCGGCCCUGAAGAGGACUAACAGCAACAACAUAGACACAGCACUCAUAGAGGGAGAAUCCAGAGAGGAGAAAACAUUCAGGAACUGGAUGAACUCUCUGGGAGUUGCUCCCUAUGUCAACCACCUCUACUGUGACCUGUGUGAUGCGGUGGUGAUUCUCCAGCUGUAUGAGAAAGUCAACGUCCCUGUAGAGUGGAAAAAAGUCAACAGACCUCCAUACUCUGCACUGGGCAGUAACAUGAAGAAGUUGGAGAACUGUACCUAUGCGGUGGAACUGGGUCGGAAUAAAGCUCGAUUCUCAUUGGUGGGAAUUGGAGGAGUGAAUCUGAAUGAGGGAAGUCCCAUGCACACACUGGCUCUGGUCUGGCAGCUGAUGAGGAGGUACACUCUCCAGGUGUUGUCUGAUCUAGGAGAUGGGGAGAAGAUUGGAGACCAGAUCAUAAUCAACUGGGUCAACACUCAGCUCAAAGAGGGAGGCAAGGACUCACAGAUCAGCAGCUUCAAGGAUAAGCUGAUCAGUACUAGUCUCCCAGUGAUAGAUUUGUUAGACACCAUCGCCCCCAAAUCUAUCAAAGAGGAGCUGGUGAAGAGAGGGGAGCUCAGCGAUGCAGAUAAGCUCAACAACGCCAAGUAUGCUAUCACGGUAUCCAGGAAGAUUGGAGCCCGUGUCUACGCUCUGCCUGAUGACCUGGUUGAGGUGAAACCCAAGAUGGUUCUGACUGUGUUCGCAUGCCUGAUGGGGAGGGGCAUGAAGAAAGCUGAUGGCUGAACACACACACACACACUCAGACACACUAACAUACACUAACAGCCUGUCCCAAUUGGUUCCUUACCCUUUACCCUCUUCCUGUCUCCUGCACAUCUCGUCUGUGAUUAGAUCAGUGUAUAUAAUCAUAGAUGAUUGUUCAUUAAACAUUUAUUUCAUACUGAUAGAAACCGAGCGGUUAUGUGCCUAGUGUGCUCAAGGAGGCACUGAUGGAUCAUUUUAAUAUCUAAAUUAUGAAUGUAUUAAUUCAUUCUGUGGAAAAGAAACAACAGAAUAGAAUUAUAAAUCUAUAUAGUGGAGGGGACAUGAACCCUUUGGUUUCAAUCACAAACACACCUUACAGAACUAACAGCACAGACACACUACAGACCUGUAAAUGUUGUGUAAUUCUCUUGACUUAGUAAACUCAAUCGACUGAAGAUAAUA